Molecule: messenger RNA, 2010 nt
Organism: Eurypyga helias (sunbittern)
Lineage: Eukaryota; Metazoa; Chordata; Aves; Eurypygiformes; Eurypygidae
Gene: MCF2L2
Product: MCF.2 cell line derived transforming sequence-like 2
Exons: 16
Coding region: 1-2010 (669 amino acids)
Cellular component (GO): cytoplasm
Molecular function (GO): guanyl-nucleotide exchange factor activity
Source: RefSeq, a predicted model, not a curated record
AUGGCUUCUCGGUGUCGGAAAUGUGGACAACAGGUGCCCAGGAAUCCGCCUUUCACUGCUGUCCGAAUAACAGAAGGAGAAAUGAAAUCUUACCAUGAUUUUAUAGGAGGAUGCAUUAGGCUGGAGCGCAUGGCAAAGAAAGAUGAGAUCAUGCAGCAGGAGAUACGGCCGCUGGUUGCAGUGGAUAUAAUAGAGCAGCUCCACAGGCAAUUUGCUAUCCUGUCAGGAGGAAGAGGGAAGGAUGGGGCACCCAUCAUAACCUUUCCAGAAUUUGCAGGAUUCAGUGACAUACCCGAUGAGGAUUUUCUGAACGUGGUCACAUAUCUAACCAGCAUUCCCAGUCUGGAGGCUGCCAGCAUUGGAUUCAUCAUCAUCAUAGACAGACGGCGGGACAAAUGGAGCGCAGUCAAGGCAUCCCUGACACGGAUAGCAGGAGCAUUUCCAGGAAACCUGCAGCUGGUGUUUGUCCUGCGACCCUCCCGCUUUAUCCAAAGGACAAUCGCUGACAUUGGCAUUAAACUCUAUCGCGAUGACUUUAAAAUGAAGGUACCGAUCAUCAUGUUAAAUUCUGUCUCUGACCUGCAUGGCUAUAUUGACAAAAGUCAGCUGACCCGGGAGCUGGGAGGAACCCUGGAGUAUGGCCACAGUCAGUGGAUACAUCACCGAACUGCUAUUGAAAACUUUGCAAUGACAGUAAAAACAACAGCACAGAUGCUACAGACCUUUGGAACAGACCUAGCAGAGACUGAACUUCCCAACGAUGUGCAGUGCACAGAGGAGCUCCUCUCCGCACACACUGACCACCAUGGCAAGCUGAAGGAUGAGCUGAAACUAGCUGUGAAGCAGGGAGCCACCCUACUGACUUGCAUCAGGGAGCCAGUCACCCGAAGUGCCAACAGCAAACUCAGUCCAGAUGAACUGGAAAAUGUGGCAACAGUAGAAAGGUUGUUGGCUCAGUUGGAUGAAACAGAAAAAGCCUUUGAUCAGUUUUGGACCAAGCAUCACCUAAAACUAGAACAAUGCCUGCAGCUUCGACACUUUGAACAUGAUUUUAGAGAGGUAAAACUGGCAUUGGAUAAUCUCAUGGAAGCACAAGCAAGUUUUGCUGACAUUGGGGAUAGUGUGACUCGAGUGGAGCACCUCCUAAGGGAACAGAAACAACUGGAAGAGAAAGGACAGGAACCUUUGGAGAAGGCCCAGUCUUUAGCUCUCCAUGGAGAACAGCUCAUCCAAAACAAUCAUUAUGCAGUUGACUCCAUUAGACCAAAGUGUGUUGAACUCAGGCGUAUUUGUGAUGACUUUACCAAUGAGACCAAGAAAAAGUAUGAUAUUUUGGGAAAGUCUCUUGAGCUGCAUAAGCAAUUAGAUAAGGCAAGCCAAUGGUGUGAAGCUGGAAUCUACCUCUUAGCUUCCCAAGCUGUGGACAAGUGCCAGUCACAAGAGGGAGCUGAAACUGCACUCGUUGAAAUUGAGAAGUUCCUGGUAACAGCUAAGGAACACCAGCUCUCUAACCCGAAGGAGUUCUACAAUCAGUUUGACAUGAUCCUCACCCCCGAAAUAAAGGCCAAUGCCCAAAGAAUUCUACAAAAACUAGAAGAUGUACAAGAAAUGUUUGACAAGAGGCAAGUAAGUCUGAAGAAGCUGGCAGCCAAACAGACCCGGCCAGUACAACCUGUUGCACCACAUCCUGAAUCUUCCCCAAAGCGAGCAUCACCAAAGAUUAACAGACCAGCAGGAGUAGCUACCAACAGGAGGUCCACAGAAAUAUCCUGCCCUCCAAAGACCAUUUCUGAAGUAGACUUAUCAAAAAAGAAAAGCAUUAAGAAGACUAAAGGUGGAAUUAAGAUUGAAGUGAUGCAUGAAGCUAGUCAAGGGGGAUCUAGCAGAGUCCUGGUGAUGAGCGAGAGCGAUGAGAACUUGUCAACAAGGAGGAGCAAGAUUCAGACAAUUUAUACUUACAUUGUCUCUCUUGCACAGCUACACACUGGAGCUGCAUCUCAGAAACACUAG